This is a messenger RNA of Pyricularia pennisetigena, 2322 nucleotides long. RefSeq lists its product as uncharacterized. Bases 1 to 2322 code for a protein of 773 amino acids. Gene Ontology annotation, molecular function: transmembrane transporter activity. Gene Ontology annotation, cellular component: plasma membrane. Lineage: Eukaryota; Fungi; Ascomycota; Sordariomycetes; Magnaporthales; Pyriculariaceae. Gene Ontology annotation, biological process: transmembrane transport. The record is from RefSeq and is a predicted model, not a curated record. The transcript has a single exon.
AUGUCAUUCUCCUCAGAUGCAUCGAGGUUUCUUGCUCAGUCGCAAUCUCGAAUAUCGAACCUAGGUCAAGACGACAACGAUCAACAACAUCCCGGCAGCCGUGGUCGGCAAUCAGAAUGGCCGGCACGGGGGUCGCGAUACGGACGGGCGUUUCUAGGACGGGGUCCGGGGAACCCAUAUCAAUCACAACAUGGAGGAGGGUCACGGUUUGGCGGCCUGAAUUUUGCGUCCCGAUAUUCCGCCGCCGGAGUACAAGAGGCACCUUUGUUCCACAGCGCUCGUGCGGACCUGGACGACGAUGAGGAGCGAGAUCGUGAACAUGCCGAUUUCUCCGCGCUGCAGAGGUCUCGGAGGGUUUUUGCUGCGAGUCGGUUAGACGAAAGCUCCGAAGUUGAAAACGACGAGAGCCGUGCUUCGUUGGACCAGAGCAGGGAGGACGCCGAACCUACGGAUGAUAGCAGGAUCUAUGCACAAAGAGGCCGCGCCAUGGGAAUCCGAAGCAGUUGGAACGGCACUAGGAGUGUCCACAGACGGGCCAAGGACCAAGAACCCACGACAGAAGAGGUAGUGGACGCAGACGGGGGAUAUCGGGAUCGACGAGCGUCUGACGAUACAUCAUCCGACGGCAAGGGUAGCAGCAGCAAGGGCAAAAUGGUCGACAUCGGGCUCGAAUCUACUACUUUUGGCGACAGUGAACCACCAGCCGAUCUGACAGUUGAGGGAUCUGUGGACCAAAGUCCACCUGCAUUUCAGCAAUUCAAACCUGGACGUCGGUUUGAUCUGCGGAGGGGUUCCGCGGGCGCAGAUUCUGAGGUUGGGCUUUUACGACAGAGCGUCGCGACGACAACAGCGGUUGAGGAGCCGAUGGCACCGCCAACAGACGGAGAGAUCUUUAAGCAUGACACUUUCUUUGCUUGGCUCUACGUCAUCGCCUUUGCUUCACUCUUCGCGACAUUCAUGCUCGUAUAUCUGCAUACGUCCACUCCUAGUCGUAAGAAACCCCUGGGGGACACGAUAUACACAACUCUCGUCGCGUCCUUUCACCUCUUGGCCGUCGACACGCUCGUUGCCGUCAUUGUGUCUUUGGUCUGGUUGGCGGCUCUUCGGUCGUUCGUCAGGCCGCUCGUCUGGCUCAUCGUUAUUGCCGUGCCCAUCAUCAUGUUUUCGUUCACGCUCUAUCCAGUCAUCUCGAGCUAUCAGGGUCGUGAUCAUGGCACGGGUUUUCAAGACGUGGUCAUGAGAUGGGCAUCCUUCGUGCCGGGAAUUUCGGCUGUUGUUUGGUGCUACAUGGUCUGGAAAGGGCGAGGAGCGUUGAUGUCGUCCAUGGAGAUCCUCGAGUUCUCGAGUCGCAUUCUGGCAGCCAACCAUGGCUUGGUAUUGGUGGGCAUGGCGUGCUUGGCACUGAUCGUAUUGUGGACUUGGAUGUGGCUUGGCAUGUUCACCAGGGUAUUCCUCGGUGGGUAUUUCUCGGGAGCUUCCUUUGUGUUGCAGGCGUCAACCUGGUGGCUUGCGGCCUACUUUGUCUUGAUGUACGUUUGGACUCUGUCGGUUAUCUCGGGUGUCCAGAGAGGUACCGCAGCAGCGACGGUAUCUCAGUGGUACUUUCAUCGGAACGCUGUGCCCAAGACCUCGUCAACGGAAGUUGUCUCUGCAGCAAUGAGCCACGCCAGCACCACCAUCUUUGGCACUAUCUGUCUGUCGACGCUUCUGGCGGUAAUAAUUCGCCUGCCGCUUCUCGUUCUGCCGCGUCGGCUUGCAGGGCUACUCACGCUGUUCUUUCACUCCUUUAUCCCGAUGUCCAUAGCGGCUCUAACCAACCCACUCACCCUCACGUACGCUGCAAUUCACUCACAAAACCUAGCUACAUCAGCCAGGGGCCUAAGCCAGCUUACUUUCCUGACGCCGAAUGCACCCACAACAACGCUGACGCCCCAGGGGUUCAAGGGCCACCACCGUGGCUCUACAGCACCCUUGCUCCCUUACAGGCUGGCGAAGCUGCUUCUGCAUGCUACCCGAUUCAUCAUGGCGACCACGCUUGGAUUUGCUGGCUGGGUCAUGACAGCGCGGCAGCUCUCGAUCGAGUCUGGCGGCAAAACUGGGUACAGAGGCAGCGCCUACGCCUAUGUGGUCGGCCUGGUCGCAUCCUUCAUCGGCUGGGGCGUCCUUGGUGCCAUGGAAGGUAUACUCAGCGGCAUUGUUGACGGAGUCGUCAUCUGCUACGGCAGCGAGACCAAAAUGUCAGCUGGCGGCGGAAGGUACUGUAUGGAGGCGGCGUAUCUCUUUGGUAGUCGGACACGAGGGAGGAACGAUGAGGUGUAUUAG